CACCAUGCGAAUUCAGUCGAUUACCAUGGCUGCAAAUAAUCCUAGCACAAACAUGUCUUAUGGGAGUUUUAGAUCACUUGACUCACCUGAUAGUGAUUUUUCAAACCAGCUAAUUAACUUUGAGCUUUCUGACAUUUUUGAGCUCGAUAAUUGGCCAGUUCAUGAUGAUCCAACGUCCGUUGUUUCUGACACUUCUCAGUAUUCAAAUUAUGCAGCAAAUGAAGUGGUUGCCACUGAGAGAAGCAGGAGUUACCGUGAAGGACCUAGCAACAACAUUGGGAGCAGCAGCGAGAGGAAGGAAGUAAAGGACAAGGUUGCUUUCAAAACACUGUCGCAGAUUGAGAUACUAGAUGAUGGCUAUAAGUGGAGAAAGUAUGGAAAGAAGAUGGUGAAAGAUAGUCCAAACCCAAGGAAUUACUAUAGGUGCUCCAUUGAAGGUUGUCCAGUGAAGAAGAGAGUUGAACGAGACAAAGAGGACUGUCGGUAUGUGAUAACCACCUAUGAGGGUGUCCACAACCAUCAAGGUCCUUCGCAGUUCUGAUUCCUGUAACAGAGCAUGAAUUUUGAAGUUACUAUGACUGUUGCAAAGUAGCUAAUCAGGGUUGUACUAGUAAAUUGGGUCACCUAUACUGUUUCCGGUGUUUAAACCUGACAGCUUGGCGAGUUCAUAACCUAUCACUGUGGGCUCAGACAAAGACGUCUCUCUGUAACUUAAAAGUAAUCAAUUAGAACAGUCUGUGCUCUUCAGUAGGCAUGCAUCUUGCUUCCAACAGGAUAUAUAUAUAAUAUAUGUUAUAGCAUUACCAAAUGACAUGGUAAUCUUCAGUGUUGAAA
Nicotiana attenuata is the source of this 834-nucleotide messenger RNA. RefSeq names its product probable WRKY transcription factor 50. The record is from RefSeq and is a predicted model, not a curated record. NCBI's taxonomy places the organism in Eukaryota, Viridiplantae, Streptophyta, Magnoliopsida, Solanales, Solanaceae. Gene Ontology annotation, biological process: regulation of DNA-templated transcription. The transcript is spliced from 3 exons. Bases 5 to 541 code for a protein of 178 amino acids. Gene Ontology annotation, molecular function: sequence-specific DNA binding; DNA-binding transcription factor activity.